This is a messenger RNA of Mirounga angustirostris (Northern elephant seal), 837 nucleotides long. RefSeq names its product myocilin opposite strand (gene MYOCOS). The record is from RefSeq and is a predicted model, not a curated record. Bases 1 to 237 code for a protein of 78 amino acids. The transcript has 2 exons. NCBI's taxonomy places the organism in Eukaryota, Metazoa, Chordata, Mammalia, Carnivora, Phocidae.
AUGGCUCAGAAGAGCCCCACGGUCAAUGGCAAUAACCUGCCCUACGGAGACCUGGCCUCCGAGGUGACCAGGCGCAGAGUCACCAUGGCCACCAGAGAAGAGAGAUUUACCAAGAAAACUGAUGAAGCCAGGGAGAUGCCCUCCACUCUGGAUUUGGAGCAAGUCCCUGCUAGCGUGGCCGGCCCUGCAGAACCCCCUGCCCCUCCUCCUUCACCCGUGGAGGACUACAGAGUCUAAGGGGGCUUUUACAGCACUCCGGCGAAGUUGGGGGUGUCUUUGAAGACUGUCUUGGAACAUCUUUGUUCUUUCUUUCCUAUUUUUCUUCUCUCAUGAUCACUGCUGAGUGGUGUUUAUGCCUCACUAAUGCACUUAGAGCAGUCUUUGGUUUUUCAAGUCAAGUCUCUGAAAUAUGUCCACAUUUGAUCUUUAAUUUGUGUCAUUCAAUAGAACAUAGGCAAUUGUAUUUGAAUUCAAAAAAAAAGAUGAGGCUUCAAUGUUUGUUAUUAAAUCUGGAUGAGUCAAAAGUGCAGAAAUCUGUGACUUUAAAGAUUUGAGCUCCAGAGAACCAUGAGAUAUUUGGGUUUUCAGAACUCAGCCUGGGACACUACAGUUUUACGGGUUUGUGCACUAGUUUAACUGAGCUGCAUCCUAUCUGCUGGUGCCAGGCUGAUUGUGGUUCACAUGCAUGGACAGUAUUUCCAAGGUGUGCUUCUAGGAGAUUUAAAUGAAUUUCAAACUCUGUAGCAGAAGAAACCCAACCUGAAAGGCAGCCAAGUGCAGAGUGAGAGAGAAGUCUAUUGCUCAGAUCCCAUGUGCAAGACUCUGCACCCAUCCCAA